Ilex paraguariensis (yerba mate) is the source of this 1770-nucleotide messenger RNA. The record is from the annotation of a GenBank genome assembly. NCBI's taxonomy places the organism in Eukaryota, Viridiplantae, Streptophyta, Magnoliopsida, Aquifoliales, Aquifoliaceae.
AUGGACCUAACUCGGGAAGAACUACGCGACGAUGGAGAGGGAGAGGAUAUGGAAAGAGAACCAUUAGCAGGUACCCACCUGAAGGAGAACAAAUUUUAUAGGACACGGUAUCCUGGUGCUGUGAGGCAAAAAGCCUAUAUAUUUGAUGGAGAAGGGAAUUAUUAUAACAAGGAGUGGGAUCUCAUGGAGGGUAGUGGCCAAGAGUUUUGUUGGUAUCAUGUGGAACUUCCAAAAGGGAACCAGAAGCUGUCACAAUCUGCCCAAUACCUAAUUGAUGUUCUUUGCCCACCCUUGAAACUCCAGGACAUUCUCUCAUUAGUUAGCAAUGGACCUUUUUGUGGGCAUGUAGAUGGCGCUCUUGUAUUCAGGGUUAAUUCUCCAGGCCCUGCUUCUAGCAAAUUUACCUUCAGGAUUGCUGCAAGAGUUACAGAGAAUUCGGUGAUUACUGUGUCUUUGGGUCGUGUUCCCAGAUUGGGUUUUUCGCCAGUGGGUCAGUCUCUUUUGUCAGAGAUUCCUAGUGUGGAAAGUCCAAAUUAUGUUGGAGACGAGCAAAAAGACAGGGGUGGUACUGUGAUCAGGGAGCAUGUUCUUGAUUUUUUAUUGACAAUGAAUCAUUCUGAGGAGGCUGAUAAUCCUGUGCCGAAAUCUGUCUCAAAUCUUCUUGUUCACAUUAUCGACACACAUGUGGAUCACCUCCAAGAUGUUGUGACCAAACUCGAAAUUGAGCUAGAUUCAGUAGAGUUGGAAUUGGAUAAAGAUGGCGCUCUUGUAUUCAGGGUUAAUUCUCCAGGCCCUGCUUCUAGCAAAUUUACCUUCAGGAUUGCUGCAAGAGUUACAGAGAAUUCGGUGAUUACUGUGUCUUUGGGUCGUGUUCCCAGAUUGGGUUUUUCGCCAGUGGGUCAGUCUCUUUUGUCAGAGAUUCCUAGUGUGGAAAGUCCAAAUUAUGUUGGAGACGAGCAAAAAGACAGGGGUGGUACUGUGAUCAGGGAGCAUGUUCUUGAUUUUUUAUUGACAAUGAAUCAUUCUGAGGAGGCUGAUAAUCCUGUGCCGAAAUCUGUCUCAAAUCUUCUUGUUCACAUUAUCGACACACAUGUGGAUCACCUCCAAGAUGUUGUGACCAAACUUGAAAUUGAGCUAGAUUCAGUAGAGUUGGAAUUGGAUAAAGGUGGUUUUACCUUAAAAAAGCAAAUGCUAGAUGAUAGAAGAUUCCCAAAAAUGCAUGCUGACUUGCAGCGCCUCCUGCAGGUGAUUGCAAAUGGGGAGCAAGUAUUUCCACGAGUCAGGGAGAAGUGCUCUUCAAAAAAUUGGUUUGCCAGUGAAGACAUUAGCUCCCUUGAGGAGUUAAUUGGACGUCUCAGGAGACUAAAGGAGAAUGUCGGGUUUAUAGCCAAUCGUGUUACAGCAAUCCAGGCUGGUCUUGAUAGCUGGCAGGCUGAGCAAAUAAAUAGAAAACUAUACUAUCUGUCUUUCCUUUCCAUCAUAUUUCUUCCUUUAUCAGUAAUCACUGGAGUGUUUGGGAUGAAUGUGGGAGGAGUUCCAUGGACAGAGCAAAGAAACCCGAAGGUGAAAGAAGGGUUUCGCAAUGUCAUGUUUGUCUGUUUCGCCAUGCUACUGCUUGUGCUUCUUUGCUUCCUUUUUCCAGCUCUUUAUACUCGUAUAGCUGCUUGGCGGAGAAGGAGAGCUCUGAGAAGAAGCUGGUCUCUAAACCGGAAGUCCUUUCUCAAGAGAACUGUGACAGGUGGAGACAGAGGAGGUUAUCUACGGAUAUAA